AUGGGGAGAAUCAAGAAGGUGGCUAGCCAAAAACAUGAGGCUACGAUCUCACCGUACCUUUCGGAGUUCGUGUCUCGUGCCCUUACCGUCCCGAUCCCCGAGCUUCCUUCACAUCUGAGCACCUUCCUUCGCAUAUGGCCUUUCCCCCGAGGGGACUUAUACCACUGGAUCAACGUCUUGAACCGCUUUGAUGAGAUCCUAGCUGUCGUCAUCGAAAAGUAUGACCUCAACAAUGGACCUCAGACCAAGCCUUUCGGCCGACACGCACUGGUGGAUUUUUACGCAGGCGAUGGAAAUAAGUUGAACCCGGAGGAGGCUAAUGUCAAGUUGAGUGCGCUGGGGUAUGGCCCAGAGGGCGACCGGGAGUUAGUAGAAUCGAUCCUGGACUUCUCCAAGCUUCUCCUCGACAAGUGCGGGAACCGCAGCCUGUACAGCAGCAGCGAGCGCCUCGGAGAUCUGUUGAACACCACUUCACUCUCACUUCUCCAGUCGAGCCUCCGCCUGUCGCUCACUCUGGCCCAGAGGUAUCACUCGCGCCAACGGGGCAGUUCGCAUAUGCAACAGAGCCUACUGGCAGCUCAUUACAACAUUGAUCUGGAAAAGCUCCAGAAAGUGGCGGCGCCGUUUCCCCGUCCGUCCGCCGCUCCCCGACAGCCUGUCUCGCCUACGGUUGGGCCCAAGGGCAAGGAUAAAGGAUCUUCGACGAAGCACAAUGCCAAUGACUUAGCUAGCUUGACCCGCGAAAAGGAAGGCUGGGACGAGUGGGGUCAUGUGCGUCUCCUUUACUACCCGACGGGUGUUGCUGAGCAGACGAAGGAGGCUCCAGUAACCACCAACGUUGGGCCACAGACUCAGGCUCCCUCCACACCAACACCUCUGCGUAGGAGUCACACCCAUCCAACUCCGCGCCUGAGUCGUACUUCCAUUGCAGAGGAUUCUCCAAGCUCCAUCGCGAACACCCCCGGGAAGCCGGACGAGACGCGUGCGGGCAAGAUCCUUGAUAUACCCUUCUCAAGUAUCUCGUCAUCGACGGCUGAAGAGCUGCUUGCGCAACAUCUCGAGGAACUACCGGAGGAUUCCAAGUACGAGCUACUGCAUAGGGUUCGCACGGCCUAUGGUCUCUCAACCUCUUCCGCCCACCGGGAGCAGAUCCUUUCGAUUCGGAUUCUCGCCAUCACAAACCUGGCCUACGUCUACACCGAACCGCUGUUUCAACAGAAGAUCCUUCAGUAUGACAUGGAACAACCAAAACGUCUUCAACUCGCAUAUCAGUUGGCAGAGUUAGUCCAUCUUGGAGCAAGUGGCGAUUUGCCAGUUUCGCGGACCGUGCAGACGUUUGCUAUGCAAGGUCUUGAUGCUCUUGCGAAGCACAAAGCUCGAGCCAUCGACGUUUGUGCUGCUCUUAGUGUCAAUGUGAACCACGGCGUUCUGAUGUUCUUGACCCGGAAGGUUGUCAACGAAUUGGGAGCUGAAGAUGGUGCGCCGGACGAUGGAAGGCAGGAUGAAUGGCGCGAUGCUUUGCUCGCUCUCCUCCGUACUCUUCCCGGUUCCAGCACUAGGACCCCCGAAACAUUGGUCUCUGCGGGUUUAAUUCCCAUGUUUGUGGAUGUUCUCAACUUGCGCACCGAAAAAGCCCGUCGAGUAUAUUCUCGUAUCAUGGAGUUCCUUGAUACCUUCGUCCAUGCCGUUCGGGAUGCGCUUGGAACUCUGACCAGCGCGAGAGGAUUCGACGCCAUUUCCGACCUGAUCGAUUAUGAAACCAAAACUUCUUUCGAGAACGUGUCCAGGGGAGCAGGUAUUCCUGCGCAGCAUAAGACCCCAUCGAUGGACUAUCAGAUUCCAUACUUCCAGCAGCAGAGUCUCCGUUGGAUGUUUCGCUUUGUGAACCACAUCAUGCAGCAUAAUGGCGGCGGGUUUGAUCGGGUUCUUCGGAAUCUGAUUGACUCCCCUCAACUACUGACAUCCCUGCGCUUGGUCUUUGAGAACGCGACGGUCUUUGGUUCCCAUGUAUGGAGCAACGCAGUCAACAUCCUAAGUAGCUUCAUCCAUAACGAACCCACGAGUUAUGCUGUCAUCGCUGAAGCCGGCCUGAGUAAGAGUUUCUUGGAAGCUAUUACCAUGUCUGACAUCAAGGUCCCGGAGAAGAUUGCUACCGGAGCUGAACCCGCUGAAACGGAAGGCGAGCCUGCCGCGGAGCCUUCAGAGCCUUCCCCGGUCAGUGAGGGUGAAAAGCCCAGGCAGUAUGCUAUCGCAAGACCCGAUGGUACGCACUUGGCAAGUGGAAUCAUGCCUGCUGUCGAAGCUCUGUCGUGCAUCCCUUCUGCGUUUGGAGCGAUCUGCCUGAAUUCGUCGGGACUCAAGCUUUUCCAAUCUUCCAACGCUUUAGAAAGUUUCUUUGAGAUCUUCGAGAACCCCGAGCAUGUCAAGUGCCUCAAGGAGGAUGCAAACCUGAUCCGCUCGCUGGGAACGACCUUCGAUGAAUUAGUCCGGCACCACCCGGCGCUUAAGCCAUCGAUCAUGACUGCCGUUAUUGUAAUGGUCGCUCGCGUUGGUCACUUGUGUCGAAGUAAAGCUUGGACAGCCGGACUGGGAACGAAGGUGUGGACAGAGGAUGCGCAGGGGAAGCCUAUAGUGUCGGGCUCUUCUUCUCAGCUCCUCCGGAAACUGGGUAGCCCCAGAGAUGGCGAUAGUAUUCAAGCUUCCGACCUCGGUGUUCGAGAAGUGAAUUCUGAAUGUCACCUUCCGGACGGCGGUACAUUAACCAUGGGAGAUAUGAGCCAGACUCUUCCGUCCUCUAGCGAAGUUGAGCCUCAGGACCGUGACGAGCACGGGCUAACAACCACCGAUUACCUCUUCCCCGUCCUCCGAUUCCUGGGCGCUUUCUUCGAAAACCAAUCCAACUGCAUAUACUUUAUCGAAUCUGGCGGUGUCGAAUUUGUCUUGGAUUUCGCAACCCUGCAGAGCCUCCCAUUUGACUUCCACAACACGAAUACCCACCAGGAGCUGACCGUGCUGGUCCAUAUGCUGGCGGAAACAAAGCCCCAUCUGGUCGUCCCGGCCCUGGUGGAUCGCCUGGAGUCAAUUACUGCGCUGAUGGAUGAUUUUUGGCGGUCAGAAGGACCGAGACAUUCGGGAUUGUUUACGCCUCUAGUCAAAUCAGCCGGUGGAAAUGAACCAGAAGACAACAGCUCACAAAGUUCCCAGCUUGUGAAAGAAAACGGAACCUACUUUGCCAAGAGCAUGGUAGCAACCCUCAUCUUGAUUGAUCUCCUCCGUGAGGUCUUCUCCAUGCCACUCUAUCAGACCCGCCCGAGCCAGCAGACCUCCGCUUUCGCUCAAGUCAACCUUGCCGAUCGGUACUGCUCCCUGAUCCAGAGACUAGGCGGACUACAUGCAGCUUGCGUUUGGGAGGAAAUCCUUCUGGGUAAGAACAUCCCGGAUACGUGGGACCAGGCGACCAAAGUGCAAUCUCCCAGCGCAGGAAUCGAGAGACCCAAUGACCCUACCAGCGCGCCCACUCAAGAAGGAGACACUACCGUGCCCUCAACAACUGAAACGCCCCAGGAGGCUUCUGCUUCGAACACCCCAGCCGAACCGCGUGCUCAAAAUCCAAAGGAUAAGCCUGAAGAGACCGUGGCAUUCAAAAACGUACGGGCGCUUCGGUACCUUCUCAGUUCCAUCCCCUCUUCGAUCACCGGUUUCUUCCACAACCUGGGCCUUGGCCUGAUUGGAAAGCGAAGAAUCGAUAUCUAUCAACGGCAGAAUGCUACAUUAGUGGCCGAGGCCAUUGCAAAGGCUGUGAUAGAGCAGUUGCAAUUCGCGCCACCGAAUUCGUGUGACAACCAGAAGCAGCGGUUCGCUUAUCUGAUAGUCAUAUUGUCGUCUUUUUCUCAUUUGCUAUUUGAAGCUACGGCCGAUCGUCCACACUCUCAUUACCUCACUCUGGUGUUGUUUGCAUUCAAGAGGCAUGAUGGGUUGAAAGUCAUGAAAGAUAUUUGCGACAUUUUUGUGCGCGAGGUGAAGGCCUUGGUGCCACCCGAAUCUGUGGCUGAAUCAGAAAGAGACGUCUCAGCCCGACUCACUUCUGCCUACGGCGGUAUCAAGAUAAUACUGAGUUUCUUCUCUGAACUCGCCUCAGGAAAGAAUAUUGUCGAGUCGAGUCAAACACAGGCUAUGACCAGUAGCGAGCGGGAACGGGAUCGGCCGGACUAUUUCCAACCAGGACAGUUCCUGGUCGAUCUUCGUAUGCAGAUCCUUCCCAUGGCGCGCGAGAUGUGGAACUCUGAUUUCGCGACCCAAUCGUCCAGCUCUGUCGUCAAAUGCCUUGUCGACAUCUUGCGCUCGUCACUAGAUGGUGAAUAUGAAACGGGUGCUGCUAGACGAUCCGAUACCAUGCCCGCUUUGUCUGAUGUGUCAAAGAAGAAGUUUGUCAUCCACAGAGAGCGGUUCACUACGCUACAGGACCAGGGAUUUGAUCCCGCUUUGGCGAAGGAGGCUAUGUAUCGUUGCAACAACGUUUAUGCCGCGGCUGAAGAAUACUGCAAGGCUCAGAACUGGUUACUUCCAAGUUCUCGAAUUCCCCCUCCCCAGAACGACAUUGAGUCUGUCAGAUCCGGUAUGACCUCUGGGGGCGAGGGUGCGGAAGACUCUCCUGAUGCUCCCUUUGACAAUGGGUUCUUAGAACGAUCGGGUCUAGCAAUGCUUCUGGCACAAGCUUCUGGUCGACCGUAUGAUGGACCUCGCCCAGAGGGAGGCCAGGGUCGAGUGGAGGAACACGAAGUCAGACAGGGCACUGAUUUCCUGGCACGAGCUUUGAACCAUAUUCUCAAUGAUGAUGAAUUUGGCGCUGGCGACGAUAGUCUGGGUGGCAGCCCAAACAAUGCUGGUCGCAACCCCGACACUGCUGGUGAAAAUGCUUCCGAACCCUCGAGUUCCGCGGUCAACCAACCCUCUGCGCAACCCACAAGCCACCCUAGCCAGCCCACGAGAAGGCGCGAAGUAACCACAGUGGAGGAUUUGGAUAAGGAGCGCGACAAGGUCCGAUCCAACCUGAUAGAGCGUUGUUUGGACGUCUUGAAUGAGCACCAUGAUGUCUCGUUCGAGCUGUCUGAUCUGAUAGCUUCCGCCACGAAGAAGCACCGCGAUCCGGAGAGCUUCAGAAGGGAAGUUGGAGAAAUUCUGGUUCAGUCCCUCGUCUCGCUUCAGAUGGACAACUUCCAGGCGGCUGGCAAGAAGGUUGCUGCUUAUGCCCACCUCCUUGCGUUGGUCCUUCAGGACAGGGAUAUGUAUAGUGCCACAUUGGGCGAGCUGAAGGAAUGCUUCACAACCUUCCUUGGGUUCAUCCAAGUCCCUUCGGAGAAGACUGCGGAUGAAUCUUUCCCCUGGAUUGGACAUGUGUUACUUGUUCUCGAGAAAUUGCUCUCGGAUGACUCGCAGCCUCCUCAAAUCAAAUGGAGUCUACCCGAUUCCGACCAUGCGCACCCAGAGGAUGAGGGUCCUGCUCAAUUGGAGGAACCUCUUGUUUCCAAUGACCAGAAGCUUCAGCUGUUUGAGGCACUUGUGGAAAUUCUUCCAAGGAUAGGCAAGGACGAUGCAUUGGCUCUUUCGGUGUCUCGUAUCCUUGUCAUUCUCACUCGCAACCGGACUAUUGCAACUCGCCUGGGAGAGAAGCGAAGUCUCCAACGCCUAUUUGUAAUGGUGAAACAGCUUUCCAGCGCCACCAACGAGAAACUUCAAGGGGCCUUCAUGUUGAUUCUCAGACACAUCAUCGAGGAUGAAGAUACCAUUCGUCAGAUCAUGAGGAGUGAGAUCGUUGCCAACUUCGAAUCGAAGUCCUCGCGCCAGAUUGAUACCACUGGAUAUGUCCGGCAAAUGUACCACCUCGUACUCCGGUCUCCCGAGUUGUUUGUGGAAAUAUCAAACGAGAAACUGAAGUUGCAGCGAUACGACAACCGACAGCGCCCACAGAUCCUUACAUUGAAACCAGAGAAACCCGACAAUCAGUCUGGUUCGUCCUCAGGCAGUACCGGGGAAGAGAAAGCGAAGAGCAGUGGCGAAAUCACUCCGGAAAACGCAGCUUCGUCCGACGAUAAAGAUAAAGGAAAGGCCACUGAAUUGAAGCCGCCUAUCGUGGAAAAUCCUGACGGCGUCAUUCAUUAUCUACUCUCUGAACUUCUCUCUUACAAGGAUGUGGAAGACAAAGAACCAUCAGCUGAAGCUACCGAUGCCCGGGCUCCUGAGCAGUCAGAGUCUCAGACCGAAAUGGAGAUGUCUAUCGACGAGCCCGCACCAUCUGUUUCUAGCACUGAUGCCCAGGGUGCACGCAAUUCGAAAAAGGGAGAGAAGCCUCCAUUCAAAGCGGACGAACAUCCCAUCUACAUCUACCGUUGUUUCCUGCUCCAGUGCCUGACGGAACUCCUGUCCUCAUACAACCGGACAAAGGUGGAGUUUAUCAACUUCUCUCGGAAGGCAGAUCCUCAUGCGACCACGCCUUCGAAGCCACGCUCGGGUAUUUUGAACUACCUUCUCAAUGCCCUCGUUCCUGUCGGUACUAUGGACCCGGACGAAUCUGUCGCCUUCAAGAAGCGAAGCAAUACGUCUGCGUGCGCGAUGCGUGUGCUCGUGGCUUUGUGCACUAAAACUGGAGAGUUCGGUGGCACUGGGCGUCGCCGCAAUGAGAAACUCAAUGAAGAGGAUGAGCCUGAGCUGAACUUCGUCCGAAGGUUUGUUUUGGAGCAUGAGUUACGAGCGUACAAGGAAGCAAAUGCGUCAACCGAACCUUUGGAUGCUAAAUACUCGCGCUUGAUGUCUCUCGCCGACCUCUUCGACAAAAUGCUUAGCGGCUACGCGUAUGUUUCUGGGGACACCGCUUUUCCUUCAUCCACUCGGCAGCUUGCGAAGACUAUGUUUGAAAAGAACUUUAUCAACGCUCUCACAGCUUCAGUGGCAGAGAUUGACCUCAACUUCCCUGCUUCUAAGCGCGUCAUCAAGCAUAUUCUACGCCCUCUUAACAAGCUCACCUCAACCGCGGUCGUCCUGAGCGAAACUUCAGACAUCUCUACCCUAGGAGAGACCGAAGAAGACGAAAUCUCGUCAGCCACCUCGGUUUCUGACAUGGACGAUGAUCGAGAGGAGACUCCUGACCUUUUCCGUCAUUCAACUCUGGGCAUGUUGGAGCCUCGCCAUGAAGAGGAAACUAGCUCGGAAGAGUCUGAAGAAGAAGAGGAUGAUGAAAUGUAUGACGAUGAAUACGACGAGGAGAUGGAUUAUGAAGAAGAUCUUCCGGAAGACGAUGGCGAGAUGGUCAGUGAUGAAGAGGACGAAGAAAUUGAGGGUGUCGGUCCUAUCGAAGGUCUUCCUGGCGACUCCGGCAUGGACAUCGAAGUUGUCAUUGACGAUGAUGAAGAUGACGACGAGGAUGACGAGGAUGAUGAAGAUGAAGGCUCCGAUAUGGACGAUGAUGAAAUCCUCGCUGGGGAGAUAACUGGUGAUGGUGAUAACGCAAGCCUAGACGAAGGUGAUGACGAUGAAUGGGAGAGCGAGGAGAUGUCCGAAGAUGACGAAGAGGCGGACAUGGUGGACCAGUUUGAGAACGAGCUUGCCGACAUCAGACAGACCGACGAAGGACAACGCAUCAACGACCUCUUCCGUAUGCUCAAUGGGGAUGCUACAGGGGUUGAUGACCUUCAGGUCGAUAGCCUCGGAGAUAUGCAUGAUGACAUGCUUGAUGAUGAAUUGCAGGAGGACGAAGAGGAUGAAGAGCUUGACGAGCUUGAAGAGGAGCUUGAGGAUGCUGAUGAUGAUCAAGGCUCGUAUCAAGGAUUUGAUGAAGAUGAGGACCUCAUGGAUCCCUGGGGGUGGGAAGGUGAAGAGCCCCCAUUCCCUCGCGGCCAUCACCAUCAUCGCUUCCGUGGGACUCAACCAGCAUGGGCGGCUGUCACUGGCAUUAUGCCCAGCCGGCAUGGAAUUGUUCCCAUUCAACCGUAUCGAUUCCACCGCACUCAGAUCCCAGCGCGCGGCAGUGAUGAUGGAACAAAUCCUCUCCUUGUCCGUACCGAUCGUGGACCAGAAGGUGGACAGCCUCGUGGACCUGGUGCUGAAGCAUUUACCGACUGGGUGCAUGGCAUGGAGCCAGUGUCGACUGGUCAUCUCCUCCCCAUGGACAGCCCCGUGAGCUUUAUGAAUGCAAUCAUGCAAGCUAUUGGUGGUCAAGGUGCCCCAGGCUUCGGAGUGAUCACACGCCCUGAUGGCAUUCAUGUUCACGUUGACCGACGAGCUAUCCUGCCAAACCGUCUUCAGGACAUGUUUGGACUCGGUAGACAACAGCCUUCCCAAUCGCGGACUCGCGAUGACCCAUCUCAAGCUGUGAGCUUUGCUUUGGCGACUACCAGAAGCCGGUGGCAAGAAGAAGCUCGUAUCCUCUUCAGCAGCACAUACGUUGAGAAAACCCAGCGUGUGGUCAACUCUCUAUUGAAGAUUUUGGUUCCUCCUGCUAUUGAAGAAGAAAAGGAACGUGAAAAGAAGCUAGAGGAAGAGCGUAAACGCCGAGAGGAAGAACGUGCCGAGCGUGAACGCCAGGAGCGUAUUGCGCGAGAAGAAGAGGAACGUGAGCGCAAGCGCAAGGAGGAAGAAGAGCAAGCUAGGUUGCAGCAAGAGAGAGAACAGCAAGCGGCCGAACAAGCAACCUCGGGAGCUACCUCUGAGCCUAUGGAUGAUGUGCAGCGGACGGAUUCUGCUGGUGAAGUUUCUGCGCCAGCAGCUGAAACCGAGACGGGACCGUCGGAACCACAGCCUAGGGUGCACACCACGAUCAGAGGUCGUCAGGUGGACAUUACUGGCAUGGAGAUAGAUCCUGAGUAUCUCGAGGCCCUUCCUGAGGAGUUGAGAGAAGAAGUUAUUAUGCAACAAUAUGCGGAGCAACGGUCGCAGGCUGCCGCCGCCGGCGAAGAGCCCAGCGAAAUCAACCAAGAGUUCCUUGAAGCCUUGCCUCCGGAGAUUCGUGAGGAAUUGUUGCAGCAGGAAGCUGCAGAUCGUCGGCGUCGGGAACGGGAAAAUGCACGCAGACAGGCGGCCGCGUCUGGCGCCGCACCUCCCCGUGCUGAAGACAUGGACCCUGCCAGUUUCCUUGCCACUCUGGAUCCCUCAUUGCGACAGGCUGUCCUUGCUGAUCAGCCAGAGGAGAUUCUUGCGCAUCUUGGACCAGAGUUUGUUACCGAGGCUCGUUCCCUCCCUGGCAGACGGCUAGCUCAGUUUGGUGAUAUCCCCAGAGUCGAUAGCCGCCAUAGGACCGAACCAGUGGAAGACCAGGAGCCGAAGAAACCACAGCGACGUCAAAUCGUACAAAUGCUGGACAAACCUGGGGUAGCUACUCUGCUUCGCCUGAUGUUCAUGCCCCUUCAAGGAAACGCCCGUCAUCAAUUGAACGAUAUCCUUCAUCACGUCUGCGAAAAUAGGCAGAAUCGGGUUGAGGUUAUUAGUCUCCUACUUUCUGUCCUCCAGGACGGAACAUCUGAUGUUUCUGCCAUCGAACGCAGUUUCGCCCAGCUGUCGCUUCGCGCCAAACCCCCAUCGGUUCAGAAGACGCCUCAGUCUGUUAAACGGAACUUGGCUUUCCAGACGUCUUCCAGUGUGAGCAGCGAAGUGACUCCGAUAAUGGUCGUGCAACAAUGCCUCGGAACCCUCUCCUUCUUGUCGUCCUACAAUCCUCAUAUCCCUUGGUUUUUCCUCACCGAGCAUGAUCCUUCAUCGACGCUGAAGUUGAAGGCAUUCCGCAAGGGCAAGGGUAAGGAGAACAAAGCCAACAAGUUCGCCCUCAACGCCCUCCUCUCCUUGCUUGACCGGAAAUUGAUCAUGGAAAACCCCAGCUGCAUGGAGCAACUUUCCAAUCUCCUCAGCAAUAUCACUCAACCGCUUACUAUCUUGCUUCGUCGCGAGAAGGAAAGGCAAGAGGAAGAAGACAAAGGCAAGAAACCCGAACGCGCAGCGGACGAGGAAACUACCAGGGAGCAGCCGGCGCAGCCUUCUGAGCCUACAGAUGCUGCUGCGGACACAACGAUGACCGAUGCACCUCUUCCCACGGUGGAAGGCACCGAAGAUCACGACGCCACUUCGGCUCCGCCGGAGACUGGUGCCCCGACAGAAGGUUCCAAGGGGGAGACAAAGAAAGGAAAGGCUGAGGAUGACAAACACAAGAAGCGCAGUAUCGAGCCUCCUGUUGUUCCUGAUCACAAUCUCCAGCUGGUGGUGCACAUCCUCGCAGCUCGUGAGUGCAACGGCAAGACGUUCAGGGACACCCUUUCUACCAUUAAUAACUUGUCUGCUAUCCCUGGGGCUAGGGAUGUGAUUGGAAAUGAGUUGGUCAGCCAGGCGCAGGCCUUGAGCACUACAAUCCUGACUGAUUUGGACGAACUCCUGUCUCACAUCCACCAAGCACGGACAGGCACCGAUAUGCAAGGUCUUGCCCUCGCGAAGUUCUCGCCUGCCAGCUCUGACCAAGCGAAGCUGCUACGUGUUCUGACUGCUCUCGAUUACUUGUUUGACCCGAGCCGUUCUGAUAAGGCCAAGGGCAGCGAGCCUGAUCAGGCAGCCAAAGAGGACGUUUUGCAGUCACUAUACGAAUGCUCUACCUUCGGACCUCUCUGGACCAGGUUGAGCGAAUGCUUGACCGUUAUUCGGCAAAAGGAGAACAUGCUGAAUGUGGCUACCAUUCUCUUGCCUUUGAUCGAAGCGUUGAUGGUUGUUUGCAAGAACACCACAUUGAAGGACACUGCCCGCAACACGCGGGAGACUUCCGUUUCCAGCACCUCUGUUGACGCUGGUGUAAACAUGGAGAGUCUCUUCUUCAAGUUCACCGAGGAACAUCGCAAGAUUCUCAACGAACUCGUCCGUCAGAACCCCCGGCUGAUGAGUGGAACGUUUUCUUUGUUGGUCAAGAACCCCAAGGUCCUGGAGUUCGACAACAAGCGCAACUACUUCACUCGUCGACUGCACUCGCGUGGUGCUGAGCCUCGUCAUCCUCAUCCGCCCCUUCAGCUAUCUGUCCGAAGAGACCAGGUCUUCCUUGACUCGUUCAAGUCUCUAUACUUCAAGACGGCAGAUGAACUCAAAUACGGCAAGCUGAACGUCCGCUUCCAUGGUGAAGAAGGUGUGGAUGCGGGAGGUGUCACGAGAGAGUGGUUCCAAGUGCUUGCGCGGGGCAUGUUCAAUCCCAACUAUGCGUUGUUCAUUCCUGUUGCUGCGGAUCGUACUACCUUCCACCCUAAUCGGUUGAGUGGAGUCAACUCGGAACAUCUGAUGUUCUUCAAGUUCAUCGGCCGAAUCAUCGGUAAGGCUCUGUACGAAGGCCGUGUUCUUGAUUGUCAUUUCAGCCGCGCUGUAUACAAGUGCAUCCUUGGUCGGUCUGUGUCUAUCAAGGAUAUGGAAACGCUUGACCUUGACUACUACAAGUCUCUGCUUUGGAUGCUGGAGAAUGAUAUCACUGAUAUCAUCACCGAGACCUUCGCCGUUGAGACCGACGACUUUGGUGAGAAGCAGGUGAUUGACCUUGUGGAGAAUGGACGCAACAUUCCUGUCACCCAGGAGAACAAGGAGGAGUACGUGCAGCGUGUGGUCGAUUAUCGCCUGCUUCGCUCGGUUAAGGAGCAGCUUGACAACUUCCUCAAGGGAUUCCAUGAAAUCAUUCCUCCCGAUCUCAUCUCCAUCUUCAACGAGCAAGAGCUCGAACUGCUGAUCUCUGGUCUUCCUGAAAUUGACGUGGAUGACUGGAAGGUGAACACCGAAUAUCACAACUAUUCGGCCUCGUCGCCGCAAAUCCAGUGGUUCUGGCGUGCGGUGCGCUCGUUUGACAAGGAAGAACGGGCCAAGCUGCUGCAGUUCGUCACCGGUACCAGUAAAGUUCCUCUCAACGGGUUCAAGGAGCUUGAGGGCAUGAACGGGGUCAGCCGGUUCAACAUCCAUCGGGACUAUGGUAACAAGGACCGCCUUCCAAGCUCGCACACGUGUUUCAACCAGCUCGACCUUCCGGAAUAUGAAAGCUAUGAGACCUUGAGGCAACGGUUGUACACUGCCAUGACGGCUGGUAGCGAGUAUUUCGGGUUUGCAUAG
Molecule: messenger RNA, 12102 nt
Organism: Aspergillus terreus NIH2624
Lineage: Eukaryota; Fungi; Ascomycota; Eurotiomycetes; Eurotiales; Aspergillaceae
Gene: tom1
Product: E3 ubiquitin-protein ligase TOM1
Exons: 7
Coding region: 1-12102 (4033 amino acids)
Biological process (GO): positive regulation of protein catabolic process; protein polyubiquitination; proteasome-mediated ubiquitin-dependent protein catabolic process
Molecular function (GO): ubiquitin-protein transferase activity
Source: RefSeq, a predicted model, not a curated record